CUGGGGACACAGGGUGUGUGAGGGCCCUCUCACUCCACUCCUCUCUUCUUGUCCACAGAGGCCGCCCCUGUCAGCACCAGCAUGUCUUACAGCGUGACCCUGACUGGGCCUGGGCCCUGGGGCUUCCGUCUGCAGGGGGGCAAGGACUUCAACAUGCCCCUCACUAUCUCCCGGAUCACACCGGGCAGCAAGGCAGCCCAGUCCCAGCUCAGCCAGGGUGACCUCGUGGUAGCCAUUGACGGCGUCAACACAGACACCAUGACCCACCUGGAGGCCCAGAACAAGAUCAAGUCGGCCAGCUACAACCUGAGCCUCACACUGCAGAAGUCGAAGCGACCCAUUCCCAUCUCCACGGCAGCACCCCCGAUCCAGUCUCCACUGCCAGUGAUCCCCCACCAGAAGGACCCUGCUCUGGACACGAACAGCAGCCUGGUGGCGCCCAGCCCCAACCCCGAGGCGAGGGCCGGCCCGGGCACCCCAGAGGUCAGGCAGACCUUUAGCUCCUCCUUCUCCCAGACCUCCGCCUUCUCCUCCCACGUGGAGGCCUCUGACCCCGGCCCUCCACAGGGCAGCCCAGGGGCCAAGACCAACCCGGAGGGAGCCCUGGACUCACUCAGCCCGAAAGUGCCACUGGGCUCGAGCCAGCCAAGGCAGUAUAACAACCCCAUUGGCCUGUACUCGGCAGAGACCCUGAGGGAGAUGGCUCAGAUGUAUCAGAUGAGCCUCCGAGGGAAGGCCUCAGGUGCUGGACUCCCAGGAGGGAGCCUUCCUGUUAAAGACCUCGCUGUGGACAGCGCCUCUCCCGUGUAUCAGGCUGUGAUUAAGAACCAGAACAAGCCUGAAGAUGAGGCUGAGGAGUGGGCCCGCCGCUCCUCCAACCUUCAGUCUCGCUCCUUCCGCAUCCUGGCCCAGAUGACAGGGACAGAAUACAUGCAAGACCCCGAUGAAGAAGCCCUGCGAAGGUCCAGCACCCCUAUUGAGCAUGCUCCAGUGUCCACCAGCCAGGCCACCACCCCGCCGCUGCCCGCUUCUGCCCAGCCGCCCAUUGCUGCCUCUCCCAGUGCAGCCUCGCCACCCCUGGCCGCAGCUGCUGCCCAUGCCGCCACCGCCUCCGCCGCGGCCCCUGCUUCCAGCCGUGCGGACAGUCCAAGGCCCCAGGCCUCUGCUCACAGUACCGCCAAGGCGACGUCUCCAGCACCCGCUGUCCAUACAUACACCGAAGCCCCAGCUGCGCCUGCGCCCGCGCCCAAGCCUCGGGUUGUCACCACUGCCAGCAUUCGGCCUUCUGUCUACCAGCCAGUGCCUGCAAAUACCUACAGCCCAUCCCCAGGGGCCAAUUACAGUCCCACUCCCUACAUGCCCUCCCCUGCCCCUGCCUACACCCCCUCCCCAGCACCAGCCUAUACCCCCUCGCCUGCCCUUACCUACUCUCCCUCCCCAGCAUCAGCCUAUACCCCCUCGCCUGCCCCAAGCUAUAACCCUGCAUCCUCAGCGGCCUACAGCGGGGGCCCUGCUGAAUCUGCCAGCCGCCCUCCUUGGGCGACAGAUGACAGCUUCUCUCAGAAGUUUUCCCCUGGCAAGAGCAGCACCUCCAUCAGCAAGCAGACCCUGCCUGGAGGGACUCCUGCCUACACUCCAGGUUCCCAGGUGUCCCCUCUUGCCAGGGGCACCUUCCAGAGGGCAGAGCGCUUCCCAGCCAGCAGCCGGACUCCACUCUGUGGCCACUGCAACAAUGUCAUCCGGGGCCCCUUUCUGGUAGCCAUGGGCCGCUCCUGGCACCCAGAGGAGUUCAACUGUGCUUACUGCAAGUCCUCCCUGGCAGACGUGUGCUUUGUGGAGGAGCAGAACAACGUCUACUGCGAGCGCUGUUAUGAGCAGUUCUUUGCCCCAAUCUGUGCCAAGUGCAACACCAAAAUCAUGGGGGAAGUGAUGCACGCCCUGAAACAGACCUGGCACACCACUUGCUUCAUCUGUGCAGCCUGCAAGAAGCCCUUCGGGAACAGCCUCUUCCACAUGGAAGAUGGGGAGCCCUACUGUGAGAAAGACUACAUCAAUCUGUUCAGCACCAAGUGUCACGGCUGCGAUUUCCCUGUGGAGGCUGGUGACAAGUUUAUCGAAGCUCUGGGACACACCUGGCAUGACACCUGCUUCAUUUGUGCAGUCUGCCAUGUGAAUCUGGAGGGGCAGCCGUUCUACUCCAAGAAGGACAAACCCCUGUGCAAGAAGCACGCACACGCCAUCAACGUGUAGGGAGCCUGGCGUCUGCUGCGUACCGGCGGGAGUGCCCCUGCCUCUGGCGACAGGCUUCAAGAAGGCUGGUGUUUCUUUUCGGAGGAAAGGGGGAAGACUGGAAGCAACUGAGCUCUUUUGAAGUAUAGUUUUAGUCCUUUCUUCUGUACACAGAUUGUGUAUUUGCAUAGUUCAGACUAGAAUCCAAAUGAAGAUCCCUAAACCAAGCUAGUAACUAAUCCAAGACUGGAAUUGUACUUCAGAUCUUUAGGAGAGAGCUCCAAGAACUCAAAAGUGAGAAACAAAAAGUAACUUUCCCAAAGUGAUACACUUCCUGAGGCCCUGAGAGCGGGGGCAGAGCGGGCAGUUGCUGAGAACUGGCAGCAUUCUGUGGAGUUUAGAGCCCUCCUGGCAAACAGAAUAAAGUGCCAAACAGUUCGCGCUGCUGGGUAUUUUUAGAGCCAGAGCUGAGAGAUUGUUAGCUCAGACCGAUUGGGCUUUCCUCACCAAAAAAGGAAGUGUUGUUCCGUUACUAGUGUCAUGGAGCUGUCCCUCAGCAUCAGACUUCAGACCGAACAAACUUGACCCUUCUAAGGGGAGCCAGACAUGCAGACGAAGUCUUCUGGGAGCCGAGGGGCAACGGGUCAGCUGCAGGAAGGCUCUGGCUCACGCUGCUGAGGGCUCCCCUCUCCCAGUCGGCAACACCGAGGUCCAGAAGGCCUGGCUCCUGUUUGAAUUGAGACAGGAAAGUGAAAUUGGGUUUUUCCAGUUUUGUUUUGCUGUGUGUGGAGAUUUAAAAACGGCUCUGGGUUCUGUCUGGCCUUUGUUUUGCUUUGUGAGGUUCUUGAGCGUGAAUGCCCAGUCACGUGCAAGUCUUUCACUCCCGGUCCUAUGCUCUCUUAUGAUGUUUUCCUUGGCAGCCCUGCCCCCAGCAGGCUGGGGCCUGUGGAAGAGAGAGACAGUGCCUGAAACAGGGUAGCAAAUGGGCUGAGAACAUGCCCAACCCUGGGUGGGGAAGAGGAGCCUCACACUCUGCCAGCCUCAGAACGCAGGGGUGGACAGGGC
Miniopterus natalensis is the source of this 3294-nucleotide messenger RNA. It is a transcript of the gene LDB3, whose product is annotated as LIM domain binding 3. NCBI's taxonomy places the organism in Eukaryota, Metazoa, Chordata, Mammalia, Chiroptera, Miniopteridae. The record is from RefSeq and is a predicted model, not a curated record. Gene Ontology annotation, molecular function: muscle alpha-actinin binding; actin binding. Gene Ontology annotation, biological process: actin cytoskeleton organization; heart development; muscle structure development. Gene Ontology annotation, cellular component: Z disc; stress fiber; adherens junction.